This is a messenger RNA of Choloepus didactylus (southern two-toed sloth), 2114 nucleotides long. RefSeq names its product SEC22 homolog A, vesicle trafficking protein (gene SEC22A). The transcript has 7 exons. The record is from RefSeq and is a predicted model, not a curated record. NCBI's taxonomy places the organism in Eukaryota, Metazoa, Chordata, Mammalia, Pilosa, Megalonychidae. Gene Ontology annotation, biological process: endoplasmic reticulum to Golgi vesicle-mediated transport. The coding region runs from base 522 to 1445 and encodes 307 amino acids.
AGGGAGGGGCGGGAAAGUGGGACUCGUUCCCCUUCGGCUUGAGGGGUCUUUGGGGCCGCGCGGUAGGCAGUUGCCCCUAGGCUGAUCUACCCCGGGCAUGGGGCAGCCCGGGCCUGGGUGUCCGAGGGGGAGGGACCGUCGCUCUAAGCUGCCAGCGGGUAGAGGGAGUUUCUCCGAGGCCCAGUUGUCAGAAACACGAAGAACCAUCAAGGCGUUUAGGUGGCCCAAGAGGGCUUGAAAGGGAGGCAUCUCAUUUUCCUAGGCAGAGUGGUAUUGGAAUCAGUGACUUACUUUGCGUUUUUGUGGGUUUGAAUGAACAUUGAUCCAGAGACUUGCCCGCUUUGGCAAAGAUGUGACAUAAGGGAAACCUGAGCUAUUAACUCAACAGGUGGAGGAAGGCUCCGAAAGUGGAGGCCGACUCGGCUUGAAUCUCUGCUGGUGAAAACAGCUUUGGACCUUCUUCCUACUCCUUAGUUUCCUUAUUUUUCUGGAUCAUCAACCUGGGGACCUAAACGGUUGAAAUGUCUGUGAUUUUAUCUGCCUCAGUCAUUCGUGUCAGAGAUGGACUGCCACUUUCUGCUUCUACAGAUUAUGAACAAAGCACAAGAGUGGAGGAGUGCAGAAAGUAUUUUAAAUUACUCUCGAAGAAACUUGCUCAGCUUCCUGAUAGAUGUGCAUUGAAAACUGGACAUUAUAACAUUAAUUUUAUUAGCUCUCUGGGAGUGAGCUACAUGAUGCUGUGCACUGAAAGUUACCCUAAUGUUCUGGCGUUCUCUUUCCUGGAUGAGCUUCAGAAGGAGUUCAUUACUACUUAUAGCAUGAUGAAGACAAAUACUGCUGUCAGACCUUACUGUUUCAUUGAAUUUGAUAACUUCAUUCAGAGGACCAAGCAGCGAUAUAAUAAUCCAAGGUCUCUUUCAACAAAGAUAAAUUUGUCUGACAUGCAGAUGGAAAUCAAGCUGAGACCCCCUUAUCAGAUUUCCAUGUAUGAACUGGGGUCAGCCAAUGGAGUCACAUCUGCAUUUUCUGUUGACCAUAAAGGUGCUGGUAAGAUUUCUUCUGCUCAUCAGCGACUGGAACCAACAACCCUGUCAGGGAUUGUGGCAUUUAUCCUUAGUCUUUUAUGUGGAGCUCUGAAUUUAAUUCGAGGCUUUCAUGCCAUAGAAAGUCUCCUGCAGAGUGAUGGUGAAGAUUUUAAUUACAUCAUUGCAUUUUUCCUUGGAACAGCCGCCUGCCUUUACCAGUGUUAUUUACUUGUCUACUACACCAGCUGGCGGAAUGCCAAAUCUUUUUUGACUUUUGGCUUAAUCUGUCUAUGCAACAUGUAUCUCUAUGAACUGCGCAACCUCUGGCAGCUUUUCUUUCACGUGACUGUGGCAGCAUUUGUUACACUACAGAUCUGGCUAAGGCAAGCCCAGGGCAAGGCUCCUGAUUAUGAUGUCUGACACCAAUCUUCAGAUGUUUUACCUUGGCUUCAGGGGAGAAAAGAAGAGAACAUAUCUUAACUGCCACUGUGAUGAAGAAACUAUUCAUCUCAAAUGAGAAGCUCUGCUUUCUUUCUCUCCAACUAUUCUUUUUGUUUUAAAUCAGCAUGGCAUGCUUGUGACCACGCAAGACCUGCCAGGCAAACUCCUCUCAGAAGAAUGUUGGCCUUGACAUUAUUCAGAGGAGGAGAAGGAGAAGCUUCUCUCUGCGGGGCCAUAACAGUGAAAGAACAGUCAGACACAUUGAAAGACUUGGCCAGCAGUCCUGAAUCCUUGCUGAAGAGUUCAAUCAAAAAUUGUAUGUGGCACUUACUCUGAAGUCCAAGCAGGAACUCUGCAACAUGGGUUUGCCUUUGUGAGGCACUAGACCAAAUAAAAAAUGCUGCAGCAAAUUGGAAAGUUUAUAUUUAGAACAAAUGACUUGCUAAAUAUCAGAUUAUUUGCACAUUUACAGUACCAUGGGUUCAUGCGGUCCAGGGUGGUGUGGAUUUUUUUUUUCUUUUCCUUUUUAUAAUUUUGCGUGAGUCUUGACUCUGGAAAUCACCUGAUGUAGGAGAGGCUCAUGCGGUGAGCUCAUCUCUGGAACAUCACAAGUAUUGAAAAAACAAUGAUGUAUGUUUCCUUUCUAGA